This is a messenger RNA of Lodderomyces parapsilosis, 999 nucleotides long. Its product is annotated as L-serine/L-threonine ammonia-lyase. NCBI's taxonomy places the organism in Eukaryota, Fungi, Ascomycota, Pichiomycetes, Serinales, Debaryomycetaceae. Gene Ontology annotation, molecular function: threonine deaminase activity; L-serine ammonia-lyase activity; pyridoxal phosphate binding. The record is from RefSeq and is a predicted model, not a curated record. The coding region runs from base 1 to 999 and encodes 332 amino acids. The transcript has a single exon. Gene Ontology annotation, biological process: L-threonine catabolic process; L-serine catabolic process.
AUGAACUUACCCUCUGUCAAAACGUCGUUCGUUGAAGCAACAAAUCAAUUGAACAAUCCACCGUGUCGCAUAUUUUUCAAAAAUGAGUUGGAACAACCAUCAGGUAGUUUCAAGCUACGGGGUAUCGGAAACCUAGUGGCAACAAGAAUUCAAGAGGCUGAAGAACUCGGCAAAAAUAAAAUUAUUGUAUUUUCGUCAUCAGGUGGCAAUGCAGGGUUGGCAGCUGCGUAUGCAGCAAAAUAUUAUAAAGUAGAAUGCACAGUAGUGCUUCCCGAAGUCACAAAACCUGAAGUUGUUGACAAGUUGAAAGGUUUGGGGGCUAAUGCUAUUCUUCACGGUGCUCAUUGGGGAGAAGCCGACACGUACUUGCGAGAAGUUGUCAUUAAAAGAAUCAAAGACGAUGAAUAUGCGGUAUAUUGUCAUCCUUUCGAUGAUCCAGUGGUUUGGAAGGGCCACGCGCAAAUUGUGAACGAAAUUUUAGAGGAACAACAAUUACCCAAUUUCGAUAAAGUAAAAGGCAUAGUGUGUUCAGUUGGUGGUGGUGGUCUUUAUAACGGAAUUGUCGAAGGCGCUAGAUCAUACGGGAUCCCAGUACUAGCAAUGGAAACAGCACAAGCACCAACGUUUCAUGAGACGGUUGAAGCCGACAAAAUAACUCAUUUGAAAACAGUAAAGACAAUCGCUUCCUCAUUGGGUUCACCAUACCUUUCGGCAAAGUCAUUUGAAAACUACAAAUCACACCCAACACAUCUUGGACUUAUUGAUGAUUUGGAUGCGGUGCAAGGAUCGAUUGAUCUUUUCGAAAAGUUCAAUUACUUGGUAGAGCCUGCGUGUGGUGCCAGUGUGGCCACCGUUUUUAAAAAGCAAGCUUUGUUACAGAAAUUUGGUGACUUGAAACCGGAUGAUAUUAUUAUCAUCGUCGUUUGUGGUGGAGCAGGAGUAAAUGAAAAGAUCAUUGAGCGGUACAGAAAAUUGGUUUCUACUGGAGGAGAACCUUGA